Messenger RNA from Cuscuta europaea, 1320 nucleotides. NCBI's taxonomy places the organism in Eukaryota, Viridiplantae, Streptophyta, Magnoliopsida, Solanales, Convolvulaceae. The record is from the annotation of a GenBank genome assembly.
AACCAAGGUCUGCUCUACUUUGGUAGGCAACUUUGUUCACGUUCGGAGGAAAAGAAGCUGUGGAAUUCCUACUCAAAUCGGAUCACGGAUUAAAACCCUGUAGUCUCGUCAGCCGCCUCAUGGUUUCACCCGAUUCCGAAAAGUUGAUCGCCAGAGCUGAUAAACUAACAAAACUAAGUUUGACGAGGUGGUCUGCUGAUUGGAAUCGUGCUACCAGUUUUUAUGAGGAUGCAGCUCGUGGACUUAAGCAGGCGAAAAAGUAUGAGCAAGCAAAAGAAGCAUUUUUGAAAGCCUCAAAAGGACAAGAGAUGCUAUCUUCGCCUUGGGAUGCUGCCAAGCAUAUGGAAUCUGCUGCCUCCAUGGCAAAGGAAUUGUGCACUUGGCUUGAAGUUGCUGACUUUUAUAGACAGGCAUCUAAAUUGUACCGUGAGUGUGGAAGGGCACAACCUGCAUCUGAUGCUCUUGCUGCGGGUGCACGUGCCUUAGAAGAUCAUUCCCCUCAUGAAGCUGUUCAACUCUAUAUUGAAGCCUGUGCUGCUUUGGAAGAGGACGAGAAGGAGCAAAUGGCAUUUGAUCUCUAUUCUGCUGCAGCAAGAGUUUAUAUAAAGCUCGAGAAGUAUGCUGAUGCUGCAGCUAUUCUUUUGAGAUGGGCUUUGGCAGCUGAUAAGUGUAACGCAACCCAUAGCCAAUGCAAGGCAUACCUCAGUGCAAUUAUUGUCCACUUAUAUGCUCAUGACUUCAAGGAAGCUGAGAAGUGCUUUAAUGAUUGUUGUCAGAUUGAAGUAUUUUCAAAUAGUGAUCAAGGACAACGUGCCUCUGAGCUCCUUUCUGCAUACAUUGAAGGAGAUGAAGAAAAAAUCAAGCGAAUUGGUCAAUCGAGUAUAGUUUCACAUCUUGAUAACUCGAUCAUUAAGCUCGCAAGGAAACUACCCACUGGAGAUGUUAGUUCUUUCAAAAACACUGUGGCGAACAGGGAUGAAGAGCCACUUGAUGAGGAUGAUCUAUCCUAGUCCUAGUCAUUGGUGUGCCAUUCACAUGGAUUCUUUUAUUGUUUUGGGUGCAUGAAUGUUGUGAUUGAAAUGAAAUGAUCAAGCACUUCAUAGUUAAGUCUUAUGAACUCUACAUAUUUGCAUCCUUCUGUAUGAUGUGGUUAAUAGUUCUUAUGAUCUACUAAGGAUUUUACUUCCCAGAUUUUUUAUAUGAAAGGAUGAUAGGGGGCUCAGGCCUCGGGUCGUGUAUAAACUUGUUUAUAUAUAACGUCUAUUAAUGAUAUCUGUAAUCAGUAAUCUGAUUACUCGGAAAACCCAAAAUGCAGGAAAU